This is a messenger RNA of Trichoderma citrinoviride, 384 nucleotides long. RefSeq lists its product as hypothetical. The record is from RefSeq and is a predicted model, not a curated record. Lineage: Eukaryota; Fungi; Ascomycota; Sordariomycetes; Hypocreales; Hypocreaceae. Bases 1 to 384 code for a protein of 127 amino acids. The transcript is spliced from 2 exons.
AUGCCCCUGAUCCUCGGCCUCGGCGCCGCCGGCGGAAUCGGCUACUACCUCUACGGCGCCGGCGGCAACGCAAAGGCCGCCGAGAAGAAGUUUGAGAGCGACGCCGACCGCGCCUCGGCCAAGAUCAGAUCCCACCUCCCCGGCAACUCUCCCAACGCCGAAAAGGAAUUCAAGGGCUACGGCCAGGAGGCCGGCGCCAAAAUCGACAAGGCUUGGGCCGAAGCCGAUAGAGAAGCCAUCAAGCUCAAGAAGGAGGCCGAGGCCUAUGCCAAGGACGCCAAAAGCGAAGCUCUGAAAGCCGUCGACAAGUUUGACCGCAAGGUGGAGGACGGCGCGGCCAAGGCAAAGGGUGGUAUCUCGAGCUGGUUUGGCGGCAGCAAGUAA